Molecule: messenger RNA, 1847 nt
Organism: Triticum urartu
Lineage: Eukaryota; Viridiplantae; Streptophyta; Magnoliopsida; Poales; Poaceae
Product: glucan endo-1,3-beta-glucosidase 4-like
Biological process (GO): carbohydrate metabolic process
Molecular function (GO): hydrolase activity, hydrolyzing O-glycosyl compounds
Source: RefSeq, a predicted model, not a curated record
CCAUACGCUUGUGCUCACAUGGUCAGGCAUACAUAGAGCCCCUAGCGAAGGCCUCUCCCCGCUGCCGACUGCAGGCUCCAAGAAACACGAGGAGCGGAUCGAUCCAGGGGACUAGUCUAGUUAACCGUUAACAACUUCUCGUUUCCACCAUACACACAGUAGCUUUUCGUCCGGGAGAAGCAAGCAUAGCAAGAUCUGGCCAGCUUCUUGGGGCCGGCCAGCCGAGUUCAGGUGUUUGCAUCGUCGCACGCAGGAAGAGGCUCCAAUGUUGCGCGAGAGAUGGCAGGGACGCGUUUUUACCCUCGUCCUUCUUCUUCUCUCCAACGCGGCGUCAGGCACUUCUAUGAGGGACGACACGAUGCUCCCCUCGGAGGCCGAGAAUUCUCCGUCAGACUUGGCAAAACUCGUGCAGUCUAAGCAGACCAAGCAGGCGCGCGUGUGCGGCGGAGCAGACCACCGGCUGCUGCGAUCCCUGGCCAACACCGGAGCGGAGGUCAUGGUCACCGUCCCCAACUCGCGGCUGCACCACAUGGCGGAGUUCAAGGAGGAGGCCCAGCUCUGGGUCGCCGCCAACGUGGCGCCGUUCCUCCCGGCGACCAUGAUCACGCACGUCCUGGCGGGAGACGACGUCCUGUCAAGCUCUCCCGGGGCCGCCUACUCGCUGGUCCCCGCCAUGCUGAACCUCCACGCCGCGCUCGCCGCCGCCCGCCUCGACGGCCGCGUCAGGGUGUCCACCGCGCUGUCGUCGGUCCCGCUCGCCCCGUCCUGGCACGCCAGCGUCGCGGGGCACCUCCUGCGGUUCCUCAGCGACACCGGCUCGCCGCUCUUCCUCAAGCAGGCCCGCGCACGGGAGGCCGCCGCCGCCGACGACGCGUACGCCGCGAUGCGGGCGCUCGGCUUCUCGGGCGUCCCGCUGAUCGCCGCGGAGCCCGAGGGGCUCGGCGGCGCGGUGGUGUACCGCGGCCACUUGCGUCAUGCUGCCGGUGGGGGCGGCGGGAGGCGGUCGCUGGCGGCGGGGACGUUCUGCGUGGCGCUGCAGAACGCGGACCCGGCGGCGCUGCAGGCGGGGCUGAGCUGGGCGUGCGGGCAGGGCCAGGCCGACUGCUCGGCGAUCCAGCCCGGCGGGGCCUGCUACAGGCAGAACAACCUGGCGGCGCUGGCCUCCUACGCCUACAACGACUACUACCAGAAGGGCGCCAGCACGGGCGCCACCUGCUCCUUCAACGGCACCGCCACCACCACCGCCACCGACCCCAGCUCGGGAUCGUGCGUCUUCGCGGGAAGCACCAUGGCAGGGGGCUCCAACUCGAGCGUGCCGAGCGCCAGCCCUCCGACGAGCCUCGCGCCUCCGUCGGGUGGCCUCGCGCCUCCGGUCGGCUCCAGCCCUCCGUCCGACUUCGGGCCCCCUCCGACCGGCUUCGGCCCUCCCGCGGGUGGCUUCGGUCCGCCGUCUGGGUUCGGCCCACCGUCUGGCUUCGGUCCCCCGUCGGCGUUCGGCCCGCCGGGGAGCUUCAACGGGAGCGGGACCUUCGGGCCGAGCGGCACCCUCGAGCCUUACGGCACCGGGUGCCGCCACGUCGCCUCUUUGGCCGCCUCCACUCUCCUGUCCGCCAUUGUUCUUGCCGUCCUCGUCGCGUCGCCCGAUCUGAUGUAAAUUAUGUGAGUGUGUAUUUGAAUUAGCUAUAGAGAGAUCACGCCCGUUCUUGUCGGGUGUCACCCUGUCGCCCUGACAACUCCAUACUAGUAACAUGUACUAUUAGCAGCGUUGUAAAAUAUACUACAGCACAAUCAGAACAAUAUCGAUAUACGAUAUACAGGCGAACAUACCGAUUAAAUUGUCGACACAA